Actinia tenebrosa (Australian red waratah sea anemone) is the source of this 870-nucleotide messenger RNA. RefSeq lists its product as uncharacterized. The record is from RefSeq and is a predicted model, not a curated record. Lineage: Eukaryota; Metazoa; Cnidaria; Anthozoa; Actiniaria; Actiniidae.
AUAGCAUGAUUUGAACUUGAUACCCGUCAGUCUCAUGACGGUGCAAAUUUUGUUGAUGUAUAUAAGACGUUAAAUCAUCGAGAGAAGGGCAGUGAUAUAACUACUCUUUCAAGAAACUGCAACUUCAACUCAAGUCCCUUAAAAAUGAAGUCUUUAGUUCUUGUGGUGAUUUUGGCUGCUUUUUCUGACGCCUGGCUUUUCAGCUCUGGCCCAAAUACGCCAAAAUGGAAUAGUCUUUACGUCACGUUUGGGUCGUUUAAUCAGUUGCCUACAACCAAGACCGCCGCAGUAGCCGCUGGAUGGAGGCUGAACAAGACUUGUGAUGCCAGGAAUUACUUCGCGGGAAAUCGUUACAUUCUGGGUGGAGACACGGCUGUGAUGCUGUUGUUUGGUGCAAAUGGACAAUUGGCUGGAAUACAGAUGGGGGCUGCAAGAUCUAUCGUGGGAGUCAAAAGAAACCCAUGGGUCCGAGAAGGAGAUAUGUACGUCAUGACCGCCUACUUUACGGACCCAAGGACCAUAUGCAGUAGGACCCAGACAAGAAUUUACUAUGGUGACCGGCUCCUUAUCUUGGAUGGGACCACCAAUAGUACCAUAGUUAUCCCCUUUAAAGAAGAAGAUUUGACUGGCUCAAAAUGGGUGGCAGGAAAAUGUUUUCCAACGAUGGGUCAACAUUACUGGUACGACAUCUCAAAUAACAUGGACUGUAAUGACUUUUACCCUGUUUUCAUCAUGUACAACGGGAAGAGGCUGGACAGUUUUGGAUGGAACACCAAUGGAUUCCUGAAGAGUAAACGAUGCGAACAUCCAACAAGCGAUAGAUUUGGGGUGAGCCCAAUUAAGGCGGGGAUGUGAGAUAAUGAUAUUGAA